This is a messenger RNA of Racocetra persica, 450 nucleotides long. The record is from the annotation of a GenBank genome assembly. Lineage: Eukaryota; Fungi; Glomeromycota; Glomeromycetes; Diversisporales; Gigasporaceae.
AUGGUUAAUACGCAAGAGCCGAUAGAGUGCUAUACCACAGAUUUUGGUUCAGCAUACGUUUAUCCAUUACCGAAUUCUGUGCCAAUAUUUAAUAUGACAACUACUCCACAAACUCCUAUUGCUGGAAAGAAUAUCACGUUUAACUUUACUAAUGUAUUAAAGGACAAACUUACUACAGAAUACAAAAUUGAUAUUGUAUUCAGGAGUACACCUACUUCAUAUAAAUAUUCUCAGAAAAUUUGUAUCGGAAAUAACACUUUUUGCCCAAUUCCAGCUGGAAAAAAAUAUGAAAUAAUAGUGGAAAUUACAAUGCCUGAAGAUAUUGACAUUCCAUCACUUUCUAUUUAUCCUUAUAUUUUCUAUAAGAUAGAUAAUAAUUCUUAUAAUGGUCUUGGUUGUGCAUGUUAUACGGUAUAUAGCGCGAUGUAUUGCUUAGACUGGCCCGCUUGA